Uncinocarpus reesii 1704 is the source of this 3309-nucleotide messenger RNA. Its product is annotated as GTP-binding protein ypt1. The coding region runs from base 1 to 3309 and encodes 1102 amino acids. NCBI's taxonomy places the organism in Eukaryota, Fungi, Ascomycota, Eurotiomycetes, Onygenales, Onygenaceae. Gene Ontology annotation, biological process: proteolysis; peptide catabolic process. The record is from RefSeq and is a predicted model, not a curated record. Gene Ontology annotation, molecular function: GTPase activity; metalloaminopeptidase activity; zinc ion binding. The transcript has 17 exons. Gene Ontology annotation, cellular component: cytoplasm.
AUGGGUAAAGACGAUAGAGAGACCUUGCCAGACGUGGCAAAACCGUCUAAUUACGCAAUCUCUCUCUAUAACCUUCAGCUGGGUGGUUCCUGGGGCUACAAUGGUAACGUGAAGAUUGACAUCAAGGUCGCUCGCCCUACUUCGGAAUUGGUGCUCAAUGUCAAGGCAAUCGACGUGCAAACGGCCAAAGCAAUCUCCAAGGAUGAGCGUGCCAUUAUGAAGUUUUCUGAGGAAAUCAAAGAGGGGGAUUAUGUCUUGGAACUCGAAUUCACCGGAACUAUGAACAACCAUAUGGCCGGUUUUGCUAGAGCCAAGUAUCAAUCGUCGGAAACUCCAGCACCCGGUACACCCAAGGAGGGGGACAAUUACUACAUGCUGAGCACCCAGUUCGAGGCUUGCGAUGCUAGACAAGCGUUCCCGUGCUUUGAUGAACCAAAUCUCAAGGCAACCUUUGAUUUUGAAAUUGAAGUUCCGAAGGAUUUGGUCGCGAUUAGCAACAUGCCUAUCAAGAGUACUCGUGAAGGAAGCAAUGCGAACCUCAAGUUUGUUUCGUUUGACAGAACCCCGAUUAUGAGCACAUACCUUCUGGCAUGGGCCGUCGGUGAUUUCGAAUAUGUUGAGGCUUAUACCGAGCGUAAAUACAACGGCGCCCCGAUCCCGGUCCGUGUUUACACCACCAGGGGCCUCAAAGAGCAAGCUCGAUUUGCUCUUGAUUGUGCUCACAAGACUGUGGACUACUUCUCCGAAGUUUUUGAAAUCGAUUACCCAUUGCCCAAGUCUGACUUGCUCGCCGUCCAUGAGUUUGCUAUGGGCGCCAUGGAAAACUGGGGCCUUGUGACAUACCGCACAACCGCUGUGCUCUUCGAAGAAGGCAAAUCUGAUGACAGGUUCAAGACCCGGGUUGCAUACGUCGUUGCACACGAAUGGGAUGUGUGGUCUCGAUUUGUAGCUGAAGGAGUCCAACAAGCAUUCCAACUUGAUUCUCUCCGAGCAUCACAUGCCAUUGAGGUGCCCGUGAAGAACGCCCUUGAGGUGGACCAGAUCUUCGAUCACAUCAGUUACAUGAAAGGAAGCUCAGUCAUUCGCAUGCUUAGCAGUCAUCUCGGUCAGGAGACUUUCUUGCGUGGCGUUGCGAGUUACCUAAAGGCACAUGCUUAUGGCAACGCAACCACAAAUGACCUUUGGUCUGCUCUUAGCAAGGCUUCCGGGAAGGAUGUUACCAGCUUCAUGGACCCAUGGAUCCGAAAAAUUGGCUUCCCACUGGUGACUGUAGUCGAAGAGCCCAAGCAAAUCACCGUUGCUCAAAAAAGAUUCCUUGCUUCUGGUGACGUAAAGCCAGAGGAAGAUGAGACUCUUUGGUGGAUCCCUCUUGGGCUUAAAUCUGGACAGCAGGCUACAGAAGCGGAUAAACGUAACCUGACGACCAAGUCUGAUGUUGUUCGAGACAUUGACGAAGAUUUCUACAAGCUCAACAAGGACCAGUGCGGAUUUUACCGGACAAAUUACCCCCCAGAGCGCCUGGCUAAACUUGGCAAGUCCCGCGACCUCCUAAGCACCGAAGACAAGAUUGGCCUUAUUGGUGAUGCUGCUGCUUUGGCAGUCUCUGGAGAGGCAACCACGGCAGCCACUUUGGCUCUUGUUGAGAACUUUCAUGAUGAGCAAAAUUACCUAGUCUGGAUGCAGCUCGUCGUGUCACUCAGCCACAUUAGAUCAGUGUUCGCGGCCAACGAAGAAAUUGCUACUGGCUUGAAGAACUUCGUGCGCAAACUCGUUUCACCAGCUGUUGAAAAGCUCGGCUGGGAAUUCAAGCCAAAUGAGGACUAUCUCACGGGUCAACUUCGCCAGCUGCUGAUCUCCACAGCCGGUAACGCUGGCCAUGAAGGAACCAUCGCUGAAGCCAAGCGACGAUUCAACGCUUGGGCAUCGGGGGAGGAUAAGAACGCCAUCCAUCCCAACCUCCGCAGUGCAAUCUUUACGAUUAACGUUGCUGAAGGCGGCCAGAAGGAAUACGACACGGUCAAAGAGGAGUUCAGCAAAACCGACUCGGUGGAUGGCAAAGAGAUUUGCGUUGGCUCGCUCGCACGAACAAAGAACCCCGAUAUCCUCAAGGAAUACUUCGAGUUCUUGUUUUCCGGCAGCGUCGCCACGCAAGAUAUUCACACUGGAGGAGCAGGCUUGGCAGCGAACUCCAAAGCAAGAGAUGCGUUUUGGAUUUGGCUGAAGGCGAACUGGGCCCGUGUUGAGCAAAGGAUGGGCUCAAAUAAGGUCGUGUACGAGCGAUUCGUUCGAAUGAGUUUGACCAAAUUUGCCGACCACUCGACGGAACAAGAUAUCACCAAAUUCUUCGAGAACAAGGACAAGGCUGGAAUCGACCGGGGCCUGCUGGUUGUAGCUGACACGAUCCGAACAAACGCCAACUACAAGGAGCGAGACGAAAAGGGAGUAUUGGAGUGGCUGAAGGCUCAUCAGCAGCCAAACGUCACCUGCCAAAUGGGAGGCCGACUGCAAGUGCAGCUAGUCCCAGCUGGGACUGGCGUCUCUUGGCAGUUAAUCAUGCUUCCUCCAUCAGAAUCAACCACAGCAACACUCUCUUUCUCGUGGAUCCCGUCAGUCUUCUCACUCUGGUUGAUAUAUCCUGCUGGGAAGCUUAUGAUAAGUUGGCCAUCCUUCCUUCCGACGUUUGCUUCGUCGAUCACCGUUGCUAACAACUUCAGAUACGAUUACCUCUUCAAACUCCUGCUCAUCGGAGAUUCCGGUGUUGGAAAGUCUUGCUUGCUGCUUCGAUUUGCGGAUGAUACGUACACGGAAAGCUACAUCUCUACUAUCGGUGUUGACUUUAAAAUCCGAACAAUCGAACUAGAUGGCAAAACAGUGAAGCUUCAAAUCUGGGAUACGGCCGGUCAAGAACGAUUCCGAACUAUCACAUCGUCGUACUAUCGAGGAGCUCACGGCAUUUGCGUUGUUUACGACGUGACAGACAUGGAUUCUUUCAACAACGUCAAGCAAUGGCUUCAGGAAAUUGAUCGUUAUGCGACCGAAGGGGUUAACAAGCUCCUUGUUGGCAACAAGAGCGAUAUGGAGGACAAGAAGGCCGUGGAAUACACAGUCGCAAAAGAAUUCGCCGACAGUCUUGGUAUCCCGUUCCUCGAAACAUCCGCCAAGAAUGCAUCCAACGUCGAACAGGCCUUUUUGACCAUGGCUAGACAAAUCAAGGAACGUAUGGGCACUGCUACCGUGAACAACAAGCCCACCGUCCAGGUUGGGCAGGGUCAAGGAGUUCAAUCAGGGUCUGCUGGCGGAUGCUGCUAA